CCAGUCUUCCAGGACACAAUCAAGGGCCAAAAGCCACCACAGGCCCCAACACAGCCCAUACCCAAGCCCCCCCAGAUCCAGUCACCACUGCCCGUCCACAAGCCACACCAACCCGCCUCACCCCAUUCAUCGACGGGACGACCUCGCCGGCGAGAGAGAGAGAGAGAGAGUGACAGAUGGAGGCGGCGGCAGCGGCGGCCGGCGUGGAGCUCGGCUCCUCGAAGCCCCAGAUCGCGACGCAGGCGGAGAUGGCGGAGGCCCGGGUGCCCCUCGCCUACCGCGACCAGUGCGCGCACCUCCUCAUCCCGCUCAACAAGUGCCGCGUCGCCGAGUUCUACCUCCCCUGGAAGUGCGAACCCGAGCGCCACGCCUACGAGAAGUGCCAGUACGAGCUCGUCAUGGAGCGGAUGCUCCAGAUGCAGAAGAUCCGCGAGGCGCAGGAGACCAAGGUCAAGGGCGGCGCCUCCAUUGGCCUCAUCCCGGCCACCGCCAAGCUCUCCUGAUCCGGCCCCGGCCCGAUCCGCUUGAUUUAGGUCUGCCGGCUAUCGUGCAGAGGCAUUGUGCUGUGCAAGGAUCCUGAAUGUUUGUUGUGUGAACAAACAUGUGUUUGAAUUUGGCAUAAAGUUAACUGUUGUCUUCUUCCCUUCCCCCUCUCUCCCUGAUGGGCAUCUUCAAGUUUCAAUUUGAUGAUGGAAUAAGGAAACAUUCUUGUCCUAUAACCGAAGACUGAAUAGCGCCUUCAAGUUUUGAAUACAAUCCUUGGUGUAGACUGACUCACCUCUGUUUGGUUGUUUGGUUGGGUUACUGCGUAGUAAAACCAACUACUGUGGCAUGGUAAUUGCAGCAGUUUGUGCCUGGCAUGCCGUCGUUGUGCGGUACUGUUGUGUUAGUGCAUCGAUAUGCAUGCGUC
Messenger RNA from Sorghum bicolor (sorghum), 910 nucleotides. RefSeq names its product NADH dehydrogenase [ubiquinone] 1 beta subcomplex subunit 7. The record is from RefSeq and is a predicted model, not a curated record. Gene Ontology annotation, cellular component: mitochondrion. NCBI's taxonomy places the organism in Eukaryota, Viridiplantae, Streptophyta, Magnoliopsida, Poales, Poaceae. The transcript has 2 exons. Bases 177 to 503 code for a protein of 108 amino acids.